AUGUUUGGGGUUUUGGUGAUGGGGACGAUCAUGGUCCAGAUGGGGCAGACCUGUGGGCUUGAGAUGUUCUUGGCCAGAUGGGGGCAGAAGGAUUCGAACUGUGAACUUAAAGGACCAGACGUGAAGCAGAUUCCUACAAAUAUCUCCAUCAACACCAAACACCUGGAAGUGAAGCAGACUCUCAUUGGAACGAUUCCCGGGGGCGUCUUCUCCAGCCUGCAGCAACUCCAAAAAAUAACCAUACAACACAACGAACAGCUGGAGAGCAUUGAACCCUACGCUUUCGCAAACCUCCCUCGCCUCUCCUCCGUAUUCGUCUCUGGAAAUGCAGCGCUAAAGAAAAUGGGAGCGCUUGCUUUCUUUAAUCUCCCCGAGCUCACUGAAAUACACAUAACUAACGCCAAACACUUGCAGCAGAUGGACCGCGGUGCAUUCAAGAACAUCCCGAAACUGCGCUAUCUACUCAUCGCCAACACCGGUCUGAACAUGUUCCCAGACCUCGGACACAUCCACUCCGCCGCAAGAGACUUCAUCUUUGAGUUCCAUGACAACAGUUACAUCACAGAAGUCCCUCCCAACGCCUUCAGAGGCCUGUGCUCCCAAACCAUCACCGAGAUACGCCUGAGCAGAAACAGCAUUGAGCGGGUGGCAAGAGACGCCUUCAACGGCACCCGGAUGCGCAGAUUGUUUCUAGGCGGCAACACCGGCCUUACUCACUUCAGCCCCGACGCCUUUGCUGGAUCCAGUCAGUUGGUGGUACUGAACAUCUCUCAUACAGCCCUGAGCUCCGUUCCCAGCUCCAUCCUCAACAGCCUCCAGAAGAUCAUCGCCAAAUCGGCCAUAAACCUACGACAGCUCCCCGCCUUCACCAGACUGGCCCACGCCGAGCUCACCUACCCCUCCCACUGCUGCUCCUUCGACAAAAUGAUCAACAACAGGUCCAAGAAGCAUCCGCUUUGUUCCCAUGACCAGGUCCACACAGACCCUCACUUUGUCAGGGUCUGUCUAAGCAACUCCACCUGCUUCCCCAUCCCCGACGCAUUCAACCCCUGUGAGGACAUCAUGACCACUGUCUCCCUACGGGUGCUCAUCUGGGUCAUUUCUGUCCUGGCUCUGCUUGGGAACACUGCAGUACUGCUGGUUCUGUUAGGUACCAGAGCCAAGUUGACAGUCCCGCGGUUCCUGAUGUGUCACUUGGCCUUCGCUGAUCUGUGUAUGGGCGUGUACCUGGUCGUCAUAGCGACAGUGGACAUGUUUACACGAGGGAAAUACUACAACUACGCUAUCGACUGGCAGACCGGACUGGGCUGCAGUGCUGCGGGCUUCUUCACUGUUUUUGCAAGCGAGCUGUCGGUGUUCACGUUGACAGCCAUCACUCUGGAGCGCUGGCACACGAUCACACACGCACUUCGCCUGGACAGGAAGCUCCGCCUCCGGCACGCCUGCUUUGUGAUGACAGGGGGCUGGGUCUUCGCUCUCAUCGCUGCCCUCCUCCCAACACUAGGGGUCAGCAGCUACGGCAAGGUGAGCAUCUGUCUCCCGAUGGAUGUUGAGUCCAUCUUGGCUCAGAUCUACGUCGUCUCCCUGCUCCUCUUAAACGUUUUGGCGUUUUUGUGCGUCUGCGCCUGCUACCUGAGCAUCUACCUGACCAUCCGAAACCCAAGCUCCGCCCACGCGCACGCCGACACACGCAUAGCUAAACGAAUGGCGCUCCUCAUCUUCACCGACUUCCUCUGCAUGGCUCCGAUCUCUUUCUUUGCCUUGUCCGCUGCCUUAAAGCUGCCACUCAUCACAGUUACAGACGCCAAGUUUCUUUUAGUCCUGUUUUAUCCAAUUAAUUCCUGCUCAAAUCCGUUUUUAUAUGCUUUUUGCACACGCACGUUUAGGAGGGAUUUUUUUGUAAUGGCGGCGCGGUUUGGGGUGUGCAAAACGAGAGCGCAGAUCUAUAGAACAGAGACGUCCUCGUGUCAGCAACCAGCUUGGACGUCUCCCAAAAGUAGCCACAUAAUGCUAUACUCCCUGGCUAACACCCUGCAUAGUAUCGAUAGUAAACAAGACUUCUGA
This is a messenger RNA of Periophthalmus magnuspinnatus, 2064 nucleotides long. It is a transcript of the gene fshr, whose product is annotated as follicle stimulating hormone receptor. Gene Ontology annotation, biological process: G protein-coupled receptor signaling pathway. The coding region runs from base 1 to 2064 and encodes 687 amino acids. NCBI's taxonomy places the organism in Eukaryota, Metazoa, Chordata, Actinopteri, Gobiiformes, Gobiidae. The transcript is spliced from 14 exons. The record is from RefSeq and is a predicted model, not a curated record. Gene Ontology annotation, cellular component: membrane. Gene Ontology annotation, molecular function: thyroid-stimulating hormone receptor activity; protein binding.